AUGUUCACCACCAAGGUUCUUCGCCAGGCAGUUGCGCAUGCCGAGCGCACUCCUUCCAUCCGGUUUAUCGGCAAGCGCACCAUUCCCGCAUCCGUGGACCACUCUCCCCAACCCCAUCCUGCAUCACCAACCAAUUCCCUUCCGGAUUCCUUCACCAAGUCUGCCCACUCUACUUUUAGCGCCUACCGCGACCACGCCCAACAAUUUGGACCUCUCCGCAAGACCAUCAAGGCUGACGCUGGCAUUGGUGGCGCUGCUGGGUCCCAUCUUGGCCCGGUCACCCCUCCGAAGGGCGUCUUCUUCGACCGCAACGACCUUCCCACCCGCUUCCACCGACAACCCCUAACCGCGGCCGAGAUUGAAGCGAUUGAGACCGGCGGCGCGGCGCUCUUUGUUUGA
Messenger RNA from Chaetomium globosum CBS 148.51, 399 nucleotides. RefSeq lists its product as uncharacterized. Bases 1 to 399 code for a protein of 132 amino acids. Lineage: Eukaryota; Fungi; Ascomycota; Sordariomycetes; Sordariales; Chaetomiaceae. The transcript is spliced from 2 exons. The record is from RefSeq and is a predicted model, not a curated record. Gene Ontology annotation, biological process: 2-oxoglutarate metabolic process.